Molecule: messenger RNA, 1677 nt
Organism: Guillardia theta CCMP2712
Lineage: Eukaryota; Cryptophyceae; Pyrenomonadales; Geminigeraceae
Exons: 12
Coding region: 1-1677 (558 amino acids)
Molecular function (GO): protein binding
Source: RefSeq, a predicted model, not a curated record
AUGACGAACAACUAUGAUCACUGGAGGUGCACACCAACGCCUCUUGCUUGUCUGAACGAGAUGAACGUCUCGUCAUCCAGCCAUACAGAACUAGCUGAAGCCGUCAAUCUCAUCAAAUCCUUCAUAGAACAAGUUGUGGCUGCCUUCGAGAAAAACGAAGAGUUGAUAGAGAAGCCUGAUCGCAUGAUGUCACCGAGGAAGAUGGAAGUUGAGCAAGACUCUACCGCUUAUUUGGAGCAAACCAGACACAGCAAUGAAGAUUUGGAGGUGCAAGCGCUGAAUUCCGUGGAUGAAUCACCGCGGUACGGCCUGACGAAGAGGAGAGGGUUGAACCUCCCUGCCAUCCUCCCUGGGCCUCAAAAUUCAGACAUGGAGGGAGAGGGGUUGCAGGUGGACUCUGGCUCGGAACCUGGGCAAGGCAUUCACCUGACUCCUCUGUCUCCUUCCUCCAUCCGAAGCAAGAAAAGUUUCAUCGACUCGGGGGAAGCCUUGUUUCCUCCGCAAGCAGUCGACAAGGGCCGCGCGCAUGGAGGCUCCAAGGGUGGAGGGGCAAAAGUUCUGUCGCAAUGGUCGGGGACCUCUCCGUUCAAGUCGAUGACUCUAUCCCCUGUCGCCGCUCUCAACAGGGGCGAGAGAUACUUCAAUGAGCGAUCCUCGUCGAGUGCUGCCCAGUCUCCUCUGAAUCGCCCGUUCUCAAGGGCCUCUUCGUCUGACUCGACCGCGAGAUCGUCGGGCAAGAGAAGAAUCAAGGGAGGCAAGAAAGACCUGCGUUCCAUCCUCUCAAGCUGGGUCCGAGGCUCGGGCUCCUCCCACACAUCGUUCCGCUAUGUGUUCAAGGUUGUUGACCAGGACGGAGUCCAGUAUCGGCACGAGCCACAUUUCGACGCUCGUGUGUACAGGCAGAGGUGGUGGGACAAUGAAGAGGAGCAGUAUGGACCAGAGUUCGAGGAUCUGGUUGCUGCUGUUUGCAUCCAGAAGAACUGGAUUCAGGUCGCCAACGGCUUCUGGCUGCCCAUCAAGAGUUUGGAGGGGACGCAGAUCCUGGAGCUCGUGGAGAUUCUUGAUACCUGCAACCUCCUCGAGGAUCAGGAGGAGGCGAGUGCUUGCGCUGUCUGGCAACCUGUCACGCUCCCUGCUGCCGCAGGCCGUCCUGGGGUCGCCAUAGCAGAAGCCGGAUACACGAGAGGGGUGCACCUGAUCCUGCUCAAGGUCCUGCAGAUGAGCAAGUACUGCUACGUUGGCUUCACCGAGCUGCCCGAGCAAGGGGCGGGACAGGACUCUGGCUCCCUCUGCACCAUGGGUUUCGCCAUAGGUGGGAAGCAGGCCAGCAAGUCUCAGACGUCAGAGGCGGAGAGAGCAGGGGGUGGGGCCUGCCCUGUCCCUCAAGUCCGAACGUGGAGGAAGGGGGUGAUGGGUGAGUUUGUGGUCUCUUUCCAGCAGAACGAUGUCCUGGGGCUGCUGCUGGACAUGGACCAACGGACUCUCGUCUACUACAUCAACGGCAGGAGUGUCGGGCGCGUCUUUUCUCAGCUUCCCUCAGGCCCCUUGUUCCCAGCCGCUGGCAAUCAUCAGUCCGGAGCGGCAGCGUGCUUCAAGGCAUGCUUCGGGGUCAAGUUCUCCCUCUAUCAAGACCAGCUGCUUCCUGAUCCGGAGUGCGCCUUGUUUCUUGGGACGUGA